CAUCUCAUCGACUCUGGGUCUAGCUCGGUUUGAAACUCUAGCAUCGACUCCGUGUUACCCCCGAAAUUAUUUGCGAUGAGCCAUAUCACCUUCUCGUCUCAUAAAAGCUCCCUUGCUUGCGUGUUUGCUGACACGAGCCUCGUCAUGCCACACGCCCCAUUGUUGCCCUCAUUCUCCUCCAGCCUUUCGUACUCUGUUUGCUGGUCGGACAUCGGACAUACCUUUCCAUCCUCUACUGCUUUACUCUGUUUUUCGUGGCUCUUGGCUCCUCGAUUGUGCUAUACCGUUUGUCGCCAUGGCAUCCACUCGCCGCUUUCCCUGGACCGACGUUCGGAAAGUCCACCAAGCUGUGGGGGGCAUGGGUCGCAUGGAGAGGGAAGCAACAUCUCUAUUUGAGGGCGAUGCAUGACCGGUACGGUCUCUACGUAAGGACGGGUGCGUGUUCUCGUGCAACAGCUUGCGCACGGUCUUUAUCGUAGACAGGCCCCAACGAGCUAUCCAUCGCCGAUGCCUCCGUUACGGAUCGUGUUAUCGGGUUCAAGGGGCUCCCCAAAGGCCGCUGUGCGUGUCUCGCAUCCGUCUGUCCGUCCACCACUCAGCCCCCGCAGUUUACGAAACCGGCCGCAAUCCCCCGCACCUUUUCAAUCUCACGGGCGAAGCGCACACCGCGAAACGCCAGAUGUGGAACCGUGCCAUGAUGAGCGUCGAAGCAUUCCAGAACUUCGAGUCAUUUAUCGGGAGAAGAGCGACCAAUCUGGUCGGCGUGCUGGGGAGGUUGUAUGAACGCGAGGGGGGAGAAGUGGACCUCGUG
Messenger RNA from Mycena citricolor, 811 nucleotides. The record is from the annotation of a GenBank genome assembly. NCBI's taxonomy places the organism in Eukaryota, Fungi, Basidiomycota, Agaricomycetes, Agaricales, Mycenaceae.